AUGGCCUCGUAUUUGAACGCUAACGUGAAGAUGCAGUUCGAAAUGCAACAUGAUGAAUGGCAGGUGAAGGAAAAUAUAUCGCAAUUGAAGCAGUUGAUGUCAGAUCAGAACCUACAACUGCUGCCUGAUUAUGAGCAACGGAUCCAGGUUUUAAAGGACCUUGGCUUUGUUGAUGACGCAGGUAGGGUGCAGCUCAAGGGCAAAGUCGCAUGCGAGAUUCACUCAGCCGAUGAAUUAGUCCUGACGGAACUGAUACUCGAGAACGUUCUAGCCGAGUAUGAGCCCGAAGAGAUCGUUGCUCUGCUGUCAGCCUUUGUUUUCGAAGAAAAGACAGAGAACACCCCGACAUUGACGCCUCGACUGGAAAAGGGCAAAGAAACCAUAAUUGCCAUCUCUGAGAAGGUUAAUGAUAUCCAGAUAAAACACCAGGUGAUAUUAUCCAGCGAAGAUGCAGGGGACUUUUCAAGCAAACCACGAUUCAACCUUGUGGAGGUUGUUUAUGAAUGGGCACGGGGGAUGUCAUUCAACCGUAUCACCGACCUAACGGAUGUGAUGGAGGGCACGAUCGUGCGGGUAAUCUCUCGUCUCGAUGAAACCUGUCGUGAAGUGAAGAAUGCCGCGAAACUCGUGGGAGACCCUUCGCUAUACACCAAGAUGCAAACGGCGCAGGAGAUGAUCAAGCGGGACGUCAUCUUUGCCGCCUCCCUCUAUAUGUAG
Messenger RNA from Uncinocarpus reesii 1704, 717 nucleotides. RefSeq lists its product as uncharacterized. The record is from RefSeq and is a predicted model, not a curated record. The coding region runs from base 1 to 717 and encodes 238 amino acids. Gene Ontology annotation, biological process: nuclear-transcribed mRNA catabolic process, 3'-5' exonucleolytic nonsense-mediated decay. Lineage: Eukaryota; Fungi; Ascomycota; Eurotiomycetes; Onygenales; Onygenaceae. The transcript is spliced from 2 exons. Gene Ontology annotation, molecular function: RNA helicase activity. Gene Ontology annotation, cellular component: Ski complex.